UCGACCACUUCGCGCUCCCAUUGUUGACUGCCCCGCGCGGAGGGGCCGGAGCUUGCCCAACCUCUCAGCACCCUCCCGUAACGCCCGCCGGCUUCUUGCUGCGCGCUUGGGAAGACAUCUACUGCUGGCUCGGACCAUGGAGCCGUCUUCGAAGCGGAGGCGGCUGGCCCCAAAGGUGCCCGAUCUUCCGCCAACACCUCAGGCGCAAGCUCAGCUUCCACCGCCCCACGCUUUCCCGCCGGACCAGGUGCCGCCGCAACACUACCCGCACGCCGAGCCGGCCCCGCGACUUCCCGAGCGCGACGAGUUCGAGGCCUUCGCCCGCCAUCUCCAAGAUGCUGCCAUCCACAUCCAGCAGCAGACCCUACGGCCCAAGCACACCAGCGUUUCCGUGUUGAUGUUGCGCUGGGAAGAGGACACCUCGGUCGAGCAGGAUCUCCUCGCCCUCGAAAAAGUGUUCCGUGAGCGAUACCACUAUCACACCGUCAAGUGGGCGAUCCCGACGGUCCCGAAUCCCAGCACCAAGCUCGGCAUUCAGAUCGCUUCGUUCCUCGACAAUGCCCGACCAGACCACCUGCUGAUCAUCUACUAUGCCGGUCACGGCUAUGUCGGCCCGGACAAUCAGCUGUACUGGGCAUGCAAUCCGCGCGAAAACGCGGCCAAGCUGAAGUGGGACGGCGUACGCUGCUUGCUUGAAGAUGCCCAGUCCGAGAUACUGCUUCUGAUCGACUCGUGCGCAGUCCGCGAUGCGCCUCUGGCCGGGAGCCAUGGCGCGAAGCAAGCGAUCGCUGCUUAUACACCCGACCAGGCCUCGCUGGAACCCGGGCCGCGGUCCUUUACCGCCACCUUGGCCGAGACACUCCAGAACCUGAGCGCGCCAUGCCAGCCUUUUAGCGCGCAGAAGCUCUAUGACCAUCUACGGCAGCAGAAACAGCAAGAGAGCGCGCAGGCGGUCGGUAGGCUAGCCAACGGGCCUGCCAAGCCAGUUGCAGUCGCCGAGAGAUCGCCAGCAUUUUUUACCUUGACUCCUGCAAAAGGUCACGGGAUUGUUUUGGUUCCCCUAGAUCCAAAAGCAGCCCAGCUCCAGUCGCCGCCCGACUCGGCUGACGACGCCGACGCGCAGAAUGCCUGGAAGCUCAAACCCGAAGACCGGCCUUUCAGCCCAGAAGAAGUCCUUGACCUGGUUCUGGAUGAGCAGAGGGUCCUGGUGUGCACCACCUUCGUCGGCGAUGCCAGCCCCGACAUGGCUUUCUUCAACCAGUGGCUCCACAACAUGCCGCCUACCGCGUCGAAGAUCACGGUCGAGGGAAUGUUCCUCGGUCCUCCCACCAUGCUGCUGAUCUCUAUGCCGCUCAACGUUUGGAACAUUGUCCAGCACGACAAGGUCUGCUGCUUUCUCGGGCACAUCAGCUCUCACAACAUGAUCCAUCUUUACCAACGGCUCGUCAACACGCGAGGCAACGGGUUACCAGGUGCCAUGAAAUCCACCGAGGAUGCCCGGGCCGUGAAUCAUAGCUCAUCCGCCGUUCGUGGCGCAGAAACUCCGGGCCGCUAUCCUCCUUCCCUCCACAAGGAAACUCCUCGGCCCCAGGGGAACCACAUCGCCCAUGCCGCGGCAGCGAACGUUCCCGCGCCGCUCUCUCAGGCGAGCCCGGGAAAGAUCCCCUCCGUUGAUCCGAAGGAUGAGGCGGAAGACUCGGUAGAGAUGCAAGAAGCGGCAGAGCAGUUGAAAGCGUUAAGCCAUGUGCGACACAUCGGCGACAGCACGCCGGCAACACUCGAACGCCAGCCGACAGGGGUAGCCGAUAGCAUCGCUGUUAGGCAUGCCGGCGAUUUCGGCUCACCGUCCGACGCGGCUCUGUACGACGCCGAAUUCAGCACUCCCUCUGCGAAGCCGAGGGCGAGGAAACCGCUUCAGAAGCACACCCCGAGGCAAGAAGUGCGGUGCGACCAUUGCAGUCAUGCCCCUUUCAAGGACUCCUCGUCUCUCCGUAAGCACAUCGCGGCUGCGCAUACGAGGCCCUUCCCCUGCGCCUUUUCGUUUGCCGGCUGCACCAGCACCUUCGGGUCCAAGAACGAGUGGAAGCGACACAUUUCUUCGCAGCACCUAUGCCUGCAGUACUACCGCUGCUCGUCGUGCCCGCAGAGCGCCGCGGACGGCAAGGGCAACGAAUUCAACCGCAAGGACCUGUUCACGCAGCAUCUCAGGCGCAUGCAUGCGCCGUUUGCCAUCAAAAAGGCAACGGCCAAGGGCGACAGCAAACUGCAGGCGGAAUGGGACGCGCAUGUCAAGGACAUGCAAACGUCCUGUCUCGUCACCAGGAGACAGCCGCCUCAGCGCUCGGCUUGUCCGAAGCCGGAUUGCCAGAGCGUCUUCGAGGGACCUGGGUCGUGGGAUGAGUGGACGGAGCAUGUUGGGCGCCACAUGGAGAAGGGCGAGGCCGGCCGGAUGGGCGUCGACCCUCUGCUGGCGGAGUGGGCGCUCGACGAAGGCAUCGUUGAGAAAGUCGGCGAGGGCGAGUAUAGACUCUGCCCCGGGAACGGGCCAGGCGGGAGCGAACGGGAGUCGAACGGUCUCUCCAAGGCCCUGUCUGACGGCGGGAAGAAGCCGGAAGAGGACGAUGACCCUUCCAUCACAGUUGCGAUGCCGACGCCGGUCGCCGACAAUAUGGAUGUGGAUUGACCUGGUGGGAAUGGACCUUGUCAGCUUUCAGUUCAGCAUAUGGAUGUCACGACAUGAUUUUACGACCGCAUCUGGGUAAGGCUGGCAUUUGGGAUGGCGUACAAGCGUCGGGCUGGAUUGGAG
Thermothielavioides terrestris NRRL 8126 is the source of this 2806-nucleotide messenger RNA. RefSeq lists its product as uncharacterized. The transcript is spliced from 3 exons. The record is from RefSeq and is a predicted model, not a curated record. Bases 137 to 2683 code for a protein of 848 amino acids. Gene Ontology annotation, molecular function: DNA-binding transcription factor activity. Lineage: Eukaryota; Fungi; Ascomycota; Sordariomycetes; Sordariales; Chaetomiaceae.